Messenger RNA from Lotus japonicus, 1797 nucleotides. RefSeq names its product pectin acetylesterase 12-like. Bases 276 to 1544 code for a protein of 422 amino acids. Gene Ontology annotation, biological process: cell wall organization. The record is from RefSeq and is a predicted model, not a curated record. NCBI's taxonomy places the organism in Eukaryota, Viridiplantae, Streptophyta, Magnoliopsida, Fabales, Fabaceae. Gene Ontology annotation, molecular function: pectin acetylesterase activity. Gene Ontology annotation, cellular component: plant-type cell wall. The transcript has 12 exons.
GGUACUCAUCAAAAGAAAAAUGUAGAGGCAGCCAGAGAGUGUCCGUGACACGAACGGUGUACAGUACACAACACGAGCAAGCUGCUUCUCUUGCCUCUUGAGCUUUUCUUUCUUAGAUUCCAAAUGUGACUCUGACACUAAUAAACAAACACUGUACAGUGUAUCAAUGUUAGAUCUAUCACCGCUUCUUCAUCUCUUCUCUGAUGUCAAUUCAGCUCUAAUAAAUUGAAGUACAGUGUUAGCUAAUUGAAGCACAGUGUUUAUUGUACGUACUGAUGGCGAGGUUUUUCUGGGUUGGCAUUGCAAUAACACUUGUUUUAGUUAGCAACUGUGUUGAUGGGUCUGAGGGUUACCUACAUCACUUCAACGAAACGGAGCUGUCUUUGUUGGAAGCACAUGAAGCAGCAGCAUCAGCCUUAUCAUUCUCCGGGAGGAAUAAUCCUCUGCUUGUAGGCCUCACCCUUAUUCAAAAUGCAGCUGCUAAAGGAGCAGUCUGCUUGGAUGGAACAUUGCCUGGUUACCAUUUGCAUCGUGGAUAUGGAUCAGGAGCAAAUAGUUGGCUUGUUAACUUAGAGGGAGGUGGAUGGUGCAAUAACAUUAGAACGUGUGUUUAUCGUAAGAAAACCCGGCGUGGAUCGUCGGCCUUCAUGGAAAAGGAGAUACCCUUUACAGGAAUACUGAGUAACAAAGCUGAAGAAAAUCCAGAUUUUUUCAAUUGGAACAGAGUAAAGCUUCGUUAUUGUGAUGGCGCCUCAUUUGCUGGGGAUGCUGCACACCCGACUGCACAACUGCAAUUCAGAGGUCAACGUAUUUGGGCAGCUGCGAUGGAAGACUUGAUGUCAAAGGGAAUGCGUUUUGCCAAUCAGGCUCUUCUUUCGGGAUGCUCUGCGGGUGGCCUAGCUACUAUUAUACACUGUGAUGAGUUCCGAGGUUACUUUCCAAGGACUGCUAAAGUGAAGUGUCUAAGUGAUGCUGGGUUGUUUCUUGAUGCGAUUGAUGUAUCUGGUGGGCGUUCUCUCAGGAACUUAUACAGUGGUGUCGUAGGAUUGCAGAGAGUGCAGAAGAAUCUACCACAAAUUUGUACUAAUCACCUUGAUCCCACCUCGUGCUUCUUCCCUCAAAACUUGAUUUCCAGUGUUAGAACCCCGCUAUUUAUUCUUAAUGCUGCUUAUGAUUCAUGGCAGAUUCAAUCUAGCUUAGCUCCUCCAACAGCAGAUCCUCAUGGCUAUUGGCAUGAUUGUAGAUUAAACCAUGCUAAAUGUAGUAGAUCACAAGUCCAAUUUCUGCAAGGAUUCAGGAAUCGCAUGCUGAAUGUUAUUAAAGACUUCUCGAGAUCAAACCGGAAUGGAUUGUUUAUAAAUUCAUGUUUUGCUCACUGCCAAUCCGAAAGACAAGACACAUGGUUUUCUGACAAUUCUCCUGUUAUAGGGAACAAGGCAAUUGCGGUGGCUGUUGGAGACUGGUAUUUUGACCGAGCAGGUGUUAAGGCGAUUGAUUGUCCUUAUCCUUGUGAUAAGACAUGCCACAAUCUGAUUUUUGCAUAAGCCAAAAUUCGUCCUUCAUUUCUACUGUUCCAAGUUCUCAUCAAUGGAGGAUUAUGUUUAUACGAAACAAUAAAAAGGUUGCUGAAAAAUGCAAAUUUAAUCAGCCAACCAAUAAUUUGAUUCAGUGGUUAGUGAUAGUAACUGUAAUGUUUAGACGCUUUGACAAAUCUUUCUUAUUCCUUAAUAGUUUAUGCUUUGAACCGUGUAGUGCUAGAAUGCCAUCAUUUACUAGGAUGCAUUUAUUUGUUUUGAA